AUCGUUUGACUUUGACAUUAAAUUUGAACUUGAAAGAUUUGGAUUGUUUACCGUUGAUAAACAACAAGUUAUUUACGAUAAUUAAAAUUCUUACAUCACUUAAAAAUAUGGAAAAUACCGAAAAAACUGCAACGAAAAGAAAGUUGCAAGUAUUAGAAAUGGAAGGCGUUCCUAAAAGAACAAGAGUUAAAAAAACUAUGGAUUCUGAAAAGUCUGAAAUUCUGAAAACUGAAAAACUUCCAGAUAAAUCAAAACUUAAAAAAGUUUUAAAGAUGAAUAUAACUGUUGAUGAGAGUUUUGAAGAGACUGUACCAGAUUCUCAGAAAAAUUUAGAUACCAAAAACUGGGAUGAAGCAAAUAUUUUAUCUUUUGAAGAAAAAGUUCCUCUUGAGCUGGCUGAAAGAUUUAUUACGUUACUUAAUGAAGGGUGCACCUUACCAUUCAUAGCAAGAUAUCGUAAAAAUGUUGUCGAUUAUAUGAAACCUGAUCGCCUUCAAGAACUGUACGAAAGUUACCAGAAGGUAACACAGUUUACAAAGAAAGUUAAAUCUGUGAUAGAGACAUUAAGAAAGUCAAAAAAGCUGACUCCUCAAAUAGAACAGAGUAUUUUAAAUGCCCGUAACUUAUCUGAACUUGAUUUAUUGUAUGCACCACUCAAAUCUAACUCACUAUCAUUAGCUGAAAGAGCUAGGUCACUUGGUAUUGAACCAUUUGCAGUAAAAGCUUUAAAUGGAGAGAAUAUUGAGUUACAUAAGCUAUGUAAUGAGAAAGAUGAAAUGUUGACGAUUGAGAAAGUGGAAUCUCAUAUCACUCACAUAGUUGCAGACAUUAUUUACAAAGACUCAAGGGUUUUGGCAGAGAUGAGAAGUUUAAAAGAACAAACAAGGUUCAUAGUACAGAGUAGUCAAACGAAAAGUUCAACAAAAGAAAAAAAAGAUGACAAUAAAAAAUAUGACAGUAAAUCGGAUCCAGAAACAUAUAAGAUAUAUUUUGAUUGGAAAUGUCCUGUUCAAUUUGUUAAAUCUUACCAAAUAUUAGCUGUUAAUAGAGGGGAAGAUGAAAAAAUUCUCUCUGUCAAAGUAGUGAUUCCGGAUUGGUUUUACAAUAGACUUGAAAGGUAUUGUCUAACACUCUGGAAAAGUAAUGCCUGGGUUAAGAAAGGUUUGAAUGACGCUUACAAUCGCCUCAUAAAACCUUGGCUCUCUCGACAAGUGAGGUCAGAACUGACAGCUGCGGCACAGAAAGAGGCUGUCAAAACAUUUACUACCAAUUUAGAGAAGUAUUUAUUAACUGAACCAAUAAAGAAAAGAACAAUAUUAGGCUUGGAUCCUGGGUUUAAAGCUGGUUGUAAGGUUGGAAUCAUAAAUGCUAAUGGUGGAAAAUUAGAUGCUUGUACAAUUUAUCCUGAUUUACGGCGUCACAAUGUCAAUGAUCAUGCCGCGAAACAACUUAAACAAAUCAUAAAUAAACAUAGAGUUGAUUUAAUCGGUUUGGGAAAUGGCACCGCUUGCAGAGAAACAGAAACAUGGUUGAAAGAUCAUCGGAUAUCUGAGAAUAUUCCAGUAAUCAUAGUACCUGAACAAGGUGCUUCCAUUUACUCUAUUAGCAAAGUAGCGCAAAAGGAACAUCCAAACAUGGAUCCCAAUCUAAUAUCAGCUUUAUCCAUAGCCCGAAGAGUGUUAGAUCCAUUGGGUGAAUUGAUUAAAGUAGAUCCUAAAAAUUUAGGUGUAGGACUUUACCAACAUGAUAUACCACCGAAGAUGUUGGAGACCGCAUUGGAUGCUACAGUAGAGAAAGUUGUCAGUUUAGUUGGUGUGGAUAUCAACACAGCGUCACAAGCUAUGUUAAGACGUAUUUCAGGUUUAAACGAUGGUAGAGCUAAGAAGAUUAUAGCGUACAGACAGGAGAAGGGCGGCUUCACUACACGAGCUGAGAUACUGAAAGUGAGCGGUAUAGGUAAGAUCACAUACCAGCAGUGCGCGGGAUUCCUCAAAGUGAUGACGGGAACGGAACCUUUAGACGCAACCAUCAUACAUCCAGAGAGCUACAAUAUAGCUAAGCUAUUUGCUAAGAAAAUUAAUGUCAAUAUAAAAGAGCUAAGUCAAUCACAUUUUCCUGAAUCAGUUGAAAGAAAAACUAUCAAUAUAGAUCUUGUUGCAACUAGCAAAGAUCUGGAUACAGAUGUGUCUACUUUAGAACUGAUUAUAAAUGCAUUCAAACAAAAACCGUAUGAAGAUAAUGUUAUAAGUUUCUGUCGACCUGUUUAUUCUGUAACGAUACAGACGACGGACCAAAUCGCGAAUGGCACAACAUUAACAGGAGUGGUUCGUAAUGUUGUACCUUUCGGUUGCUUCGUGGACUGCGGCGUCGGUGACAACGGUUUAAUACAUAGAAGCAAUUUAGGCGGGAAUCAAACACCAAAAUUAGGAGACAGGGUAUCUGUCACAGUUAUCGGCACACCCAAGCCAAAAAAAUUACAACUCAAACUUGAAAAGAUAUUAAAUUGAUAUAAAUCUGUGAUAUUUGUUAGGUUAAGAUUGAAAAUGGAAUCACGCUUGUUGUAAUAUUUAUUGAAAAUAAAUGUGAAAUAACAUAAUUAA
Papilio machaon (common yellow swallowtail) is the source of this 2600-nucleotide messenger RNA. RefSeq lists its product as uncharacterized. The coding region runs from base 108 to 2507 and encodes 799 amino acids. The record is from RefSeq and is a predicted model, not a curated record. The transcript has 12 exons. NCBI's taxonomy places the organism in Eukaryota, Metazoa, Arthropoda, Insecta, Lepidoptera, Papilionidae. Gene Ontology annotation, biological process: nucleobase-containing compound metabolic process; translation. Gene Ontology annotation, molecular function: mRNA binding; structural constituent of ribosome.